AUGAGUGCAAACACCAAGACCAUCUUGAUUCUCGGAGGCUCCUAUGGUGGUGUAGCAAUAGCGCACUACAUCCUCAAACACGUUAUUCCUUCUCUGCCAAACAAAGACGAUUACCGUGUUGGUCUCGUUAGCAGCUCCUCCCAUUUCUUUUGUCGACCAACAUGUCCGCGUGUUCUUCCUUCAGAAAACGCACUUCCGAAAGACAAGCUUUUUGUGCCCUUGACGAAGGCCUUUGAGCAGUAUACAAACCCUGCCGUAACAUUGUAUCACGGUACUGUGGUUAAGCUGGAUCAUUCUGCCUGCACAGCCUCGAUUCUUUCAUUUCCUGAUACCGUGGAGACCAACAUUGGCUAUUACGCUCUCACCGUUGCUACAGGAGCAACAGCAGCAUCCCCUUUACUGGGCCUCUUCGGUGAUCAUCAUGAAACAGAAAAGGCAUGGACUUCAUUUCGGAAGCUUCUCCACCGCGAAAAAUCUGUCGAGGAAGUGACUUCGAUUGAAACUGGUUAUGAGCUUGCUGGAACUUAUGCGUCAGACCAAACUCUGGAGCGAGUCGCCGAUGCAGUGACCAUUCGCUUGGAUAAUGGACAGACUCUCCAUGCAGAUCUUUACAUCCCCGCAAUCGGUGUUUUGCCAAACACCAACUUUCUGGAUCGAGAUUUGCUUGACAAGGAUGGAUACGUCAAGGUUGACUCUUCAUCGCUGCGCGUGGAAAAUGCUGGGCCUAGGGUCUAUGCACUUGGCCAUGUGUGCUCGUCGAAGCCACAGGCAAUCCACGCCAUCAUGGGUCAAGCCCCGGUGAUCGGAGAGAACUUGAAGCAAGAUCUACUGGCUGCUGAUAGAGGCGAUGUAGCGGACAAGAUUAUUUACCGUGCAUAUAAGCCAGACGCGCGAGUGAGUCAGCUUGUGGUCAUUGGGAAAAAGGGGGUUGGACUCGCUUUCGGUUGGAAAAUAUCAAGCUUCUUGGUCUGGUUAAUUAAAGGCAGAGAUUACUGGCUUGGUAUGACACCGCCCAUGUGGAAUGGAAAACAGUUUGCGAAGCCUAUCUGA
Molecule: messenger RNA, 1050 nt
Organism: Talaromyces atroroseus
Lineage: Eukaryota; Fungi; Ascomycota; Eurotiomycetes; Eurotiales; Trichocomaceae
Exons: 2
Coding region: 1-1050 (349 amino acids)
Cellular component (GO): cytoplasm
Molecular function (GO): electron-transferring-flavoprotein dehydrogenase activity; flavin adenine dinucleotide binding
Source: RefSeq, a predicted model, not a curated record